Messenger RNA from Diabrotica virgifera virgifera (western corn rootworm), 1344 nucleotides. RefSeq lists its product as uncharacterized. The record is from RefSeq and is a predicted model, not a curated record. Bases 163 to 1194 code for a protein of 343 amino acids. The transcript is spliced from 4 exons. Lineage: Eukaryota; Metazoa; Arthropoda; Insecta; Coleoptera; Chrysomelidae.
GUAUAUUGCAUACGUUUUGUCAGUUUUAUUUCAGUGUUUCGCGUGAUUAGUUCGUUAACGGUUUUGACAAUUUGUGUGUAUUUAUUAAUUAUUCCUGUAAGAGAAAUGAGACGUGCUGAUAAAAUACUGAACAUGCUAAAAAAGUAAUAUGUGACAGAUCCAAUGUCUCGAUCUCCACUGAAUGACACGACCAAUACAAAAUUGGGAUCAUCUUUUAUAGAGAGUGUAAUUGGACAAGAAAAAGAGGCAUCCUCAGGGUUUCCAACAUCAUUGAUUGAUGCCGCCACAGAGAAGAAGAUCUAUCCAACUUUGACUCCAGUUGUCGAGAGAGAGAUUUCAGACAUAUAUCAACCAAUCCAACCUGAGCCAACUUUGACGUCAUUUUCUGUCGAACUAGAUACAGCGGUAGACAAAGACGUCAGCCUAAAUUCUGAUAAUUUUCGUCAAGAUAGUCAGUCGGAUCCUCCUCAAAUAAGUGACCAGGAUUCUGAUGAAUGUAUGGAGGAUACAGACUAUAUUCCUUCAGAUAAUGAAAGUGAUAAUUCAGAUACCAGUGAAGAUAAGUUUACAGCAGCCGAUGAAAAAACAAAUUUAAACGAAAAUAGUCAAGUAGGACCUAAAAGAAGCCGAUGGAACACCCCAAGACCAUCUGUGUGGAAAAGACAUGUUGCAAAAAGCAAACGAAUUGAAGGAAAACCCUACAAAAGUACCACUGGUAGAAUGCAAGCUCCUAAAAUUCCGAAGACGGUUGAUUGCUCUAAAUGUCGAUUCAAGUGCCAAAAUAACUUUUCUGAGGAGAACCGUAAGUUGCUUUGCCAAACUUAUGCGAUGUUGUCAUUUCAAAGACAAAAAGAUUUUAUAUUAUUGAAUGUGCUUUCAAAUGAAGUAAAGAGUCGCAGGCCGAGAAAAGGAGAAAAUAGCAAAAUGCGAUCCAACACAAAAUCCUACUUUCUUACAAGAAUGGGAAAGAAAAUUCAAAUGUGUCAGAAAUUUUUUUGUAAAACAUUGUCUAUUUCCAAUAUGCCUAUAAUUAACGCCUUUAAACAGCAGAAUGAAAGCGGCGAAUAUAGUGGAAUAGAUAGAAGGGGCCGUAAGAUUCCUGGCAAUAAAACUUCAGAGGAACCGAGAAUAAGAGCUAAAAAACACAUUGAAAGCUUCCCUGUUUUGAAAAGCAUACACGUUUUGUUUUGUUAAACCUGUUUUUUGUAUUAUACUAAUGUUCUUGUUUUGUGAAAAUUUACAUGAAAAAAGUAAAUUACUUAUAUAAGCAAAAAUUAUUGUAUUAUUUACAAUGUGAACGAAGCCUGCAAUAAUCGUACGACAGUAAGUAAAUAAAAAAAUAUA